AUGAAUUUUGAAAAUACUGCUUUUGGAAAAAUUACAUUACCUUCUGGUUUAUCUUUAAAAAAGCAACCUUUUAAUGUUUUAAAUUUAGCAUUUUAUUUACAUAACGAAUAUAAUAUGAGUGAUAAAGAUACACUAUAUAAUAUAAAUGCAAUUAAGUUUGGUAAGCAUAUUUAUAAUCCAAUUUAUGAUUUUUUAAUUUCUUAUGAUACAACACCUCGAAUUUAUCAAAUAGAUAGUAUUAAAUUACUUCUAGCUGGUAAUCAUGCUCAUGAAAUGCCAAAUCAAGUGAUGAUAUUGAUUAAUAAAUUAGAAAAUGCUACUUUAGAUAUUUUUAGCAUUUUUAAUAAGGAAUUAAAUGAAGCAAAAAAUAAUUUAUCACCAGAAAAUUUUGAAAAUUUAUAUCAAAAUUUAUUUAAAGGCAUGCAAAAAGCUUUAGAAGAAUUUUCAAAGUGA
Messenger RNA from Funneliformis geosporum, 453 nucleotides. The record is from the annotation of a GenBank genome assembly. Lineage: Eukaryota; Fungi; Glomeromycota; Glomeromycetes; Glomerales; Glomeraceae.